This is a messenger RNA of Uncinocarpus reesii 1704, 558 nucleotides long. RefSeq lists its product as uncharacterized. The transcript is spliced from 3 exons. Bases 1 to 558 code for a protein of 185 amino acids. The record is from RefSeq and is a predicted model, not a curated record. NCBI's taxonomy places the organism in Eukaryota, Fungi, Ascomycota, Eurotiomycetes, Onygenales, Onygenaceae.
AUGGCCCUGCAGAAUUCCCCGCACUUCCUUGGGUAUUCCAGCCUUGGAUCGGAAACAACUGGUGGGAAGGCGGACAGGCGCGAACAGGUUGAGUUUGCGACCGAGCUCACAGCCGUAGCUUCAAACACGGCCCCCUUGUACGAAAAAUUGAGAGGGCCCAACCAAUGGCCAUCCCAACUACCAUCUCUCCGCCCAAUCGUCACGUCGUACAUCGAUGAACUCACAGCCCUGGGCGAGCGAUUCCUCCAAUUAGUCGCAGAGGCCCUUUCCCUUCCACAACAAGCAUUUUUCCCGUUUCUCUCCGACCAACACCGCCUGAAACUGGUCCACUACCCUGGCGCAUCGGAUCCUCUAUCGUCCGAUCUCUCAGCGCAAGGCGUCGGUCCCCAUAAAGAUUCAUCCGGCUGGUGGACGUUCCUCCUUCAAGCAUCGCCGCCGGAAGUCAAGGGCCUUCAGGUUCUCAACAAAAAUGGCGAUUGGAUCGACGUUCCAGCCAUACCGGGAACCUUUGUCGUGAAUAUUGGACAGGCGUUCGAAGUCGUGACGAAUGGGAUAUAG